Penicillium psychrosexuale is the source of this 963-nucleotide messenger RNA. RefSeq names its product DUF924 family protein. Gene Ontology annotation, molecular function: protein binding. The transcript is spliced from 3 exons. The record is from RefSeq and is a predicted model, not a curated record. NCBI's taxonomy places the organism in Eukaryota, Fungi, Ascomycota, Eurotiomycetes, Eurotiales, Aspergillaceae. The coding region runs from base 1 to 963 and encodes 320 amino acids.
AUGGCAUAUAUAGUGCGCAGCAAGGUAACCACUGUACCUUGUCAAAGACUUGCGACUUUCAAACCAGUCGUGAUCCUGGCUAACGGCCUGAUAUCAACCCCAAGUCUCCAUACAAAUCCCACUGGAAGGCCUCAAUUGCAGAGUAAUUCCUGCAGAAGUAACUAUGCUCGCGAAUUUCACUCAACUCCCAUCCCAAUGUCAAGCAACUCCGAACUCAAGCAGACUUUGAAACCAAGCCUCCUUGAUGACGUGCACAAAUUGUGGUUCAAUCACCUGAGCUGCGAAGAGGCCCUCAUCCUACCCGGAUGGAGCGAGAUGGGGAAGUGGUUCUCUCGUGACGAGGCUUUUGAUAAGGUCUGCGUCACCCAAUUCUGCCCUGCCCUAGAAACAAUCGUUGGCUCCAGAGCAUCAGCUUCGGACAUUCUGUCUGCAGUCAGCCUGUCCUCGCCGAUGGAUUGGCUCAGCAUCAUUCUUCUACUUGAUCAGAUUCCCCGCAAUUGCUACCGGGGAGCAGAGUCGAAGCUAGUGUUUGGGCGCUUUGACCCAUUAGCCGAGGAGAUUGUCCUUCGAGCAAUUAAAGAAGAGGUACCGAUCCGAUCGCCGUAUCUCAGGUAUCGCAUGGCUUACCGUAUUUGGUUCCAUAUACCACUUAUGCAUUCGGAAAACUUGGCUAUGCAUGAGCUAGCCGUCAAGGUGCACGAGGAUAUAGCCAGAGAUGUCAAUGAGCUUCUGGCCAGGGACGCAUCGGCUCUUACGGAAGAGGAAAGAAAAUGUCGUAGCAUUCUAUCCGAGAAGAGAGAGGCACUACAGGCAUUCUUGAGCAAUGCUCUUGAUUUUGAGAAGAGACAUAAAGUGAUCAUCGAGCGGUUUGGACGAUACCCGCAUCGGAAUCAGGCACUGGGAAGAGUGUCUACCCCGGAGGAAAUCGAAUACUUAAACAAUGGCGGGGAGACAUUUGCGUGA